AUGUUCGGCUCCAACUCGUUUGGCGCGCUGGCCGUUGAAACGCCCCCAAGUGGCGGUAACGCCGGGUCCGAGCCCACGGAGGGCGAGGAGAUCGACGUUGACCUCGUGAGGAGCAACCCGCACGACGCGAAUGUGCGCGUCGGACCGAAGGUCGAUCUGAAUGGCCUGCCGAGUGAGAGCUCGCUGCUUGCCGUGUCGAAUCGGAACGACCUCCUUGCUGCUGGCGGGAACAAUGGACUCGAAGCCCGAAUCGGUGCCCGUGCAGACGCUGAGCCUCCCUGGACGCCCGAUCUGGGUCAGAACGACGAGCGCAUUGUUGUCGUCAGCACUGGUGGUAUCCUGCUGUUCAAGACUGCAAAUGUUCUUGGUGGAAACCUAGGCGCGUACGUUGCCCUCGUGUCGCCCGAGGGCAUGGUGCUGCUGGACGUCGACGAGGCGAAGGUGUCGGCUCCCCUGCCUGGGCCGUUCACUGCGGCCUCCUGGUCCGCGAAGGGCAAGCAGAUCGUCCUCGGCACACCUGGCGGCAAGCUCGUCCAGUACACGCCUGAGGGACAGGCCAAGGCUGAGAUCGCCCCGCCGUCCGACAUGGAGAACCCGCGCUCGACCUUUGUGCAGUGGCUCGAGAACGACCUGUUCCUUGUUGGAUACGCGAUGGAGGGUGCGGACCAGGCCGACCCGCUGGACCUGUACGUCGUUCGCCGGAGCAAGACGGGCUGCACGUACGUCAAGUUCUGGGACGUGAACAACUCGAUGGGCUACAGCGGCCGCAGCGGACAGCACCGCCACUUCGCCGGUCUCAAGGACUGGGGAGACAACAAGCACCUCUCAUUCCUCCUGUCGCCGAUUGCGAGUGAAAUCGGAGUGCUGAGGGGUACGCCGACAGACUGGCAGAGCCUGGUCCUCGAGGAGACAGCGCGCGGCAUCAUGCCCGCCGCCUCUGUCGGUACCGACGACACGUCUCCUCUCGGCCUCGCCCUCGACUUGACGAGCAAGAAGCCUAUCAAGCGCGGCAUCGUCAACGGCGAGGAGCAGCCCGACCUCCCGCCCUGUCCCCGUAUUCUCGCCUACUCGCAAGAGGGUAUUAUUCUCUCCUUCGACAUCCGCAUUCCCGACGCUGGCGCGUACCCGAACAUGGUGACGCCGGGCGCCGCCCAGCCCGCCUCCGCCGCUCCCUCCACCGCGGCGUCAGUCGCAACUUCGCCCGAGAAGAAGCCCGCCUUUGGCGGGUUCGGCAGCGGUACGCCCGCCUUCGGCCAGAGUGCGUUCGGAAAGCCCGCCUCCGGAUCAGCUUUCGGCCAGUCCGCCUUUGGCACCGGCAGCACGACGCCGGGCUCGAGCCCCGCCAAGCCCGCGUUCGGCGGCGCCGGCGCGCCCUCCUUCGGCUCCUCGAGCUUCGGACAGAAGCCGGCGGGCCAGAGCGCGUUCUGCUCCAGCGCCUUUGGAUCGAGCACCGGAGGAUCUGCGUUUGGUCAGAGUGCUUUCGGCACGACGACGCCGUCUGGCACGCCCGCCAAACCCGCGUUCGGCGCCAGCGCGUUCGGAAGCACCACGCCGAGCACCACGCCCGCCAAGCCUGCCUUUGGCGGGUUCGGAAGCACGACGCCGGCAUCUUCGCCCGCUCCCGCAUUUGGUCAGAGUAGCACUCCCGCUCCCGCCUUCGGACAGUCUAGCACCCCUGCCCCCGCGUUCGGACAGUCCAGCACCCCCUCCGCGCCCGCCUUCGGCCAGUCGGCCUUUGGACAGAAGCCCGCCGGCUCGCCCUCCGCCUUUGGGCAGUCCGCGUUCGGCUCUUCCUCGACCUCGAGCGCUUUCGGAGCCUCGGCCGGUCAGACGUCCGCCUUCGGCUCGAGCGCGUUCGGACAGAAGACGGAUGCCUCCAAGACGUCUGGUUUCUCUGGCUUCGGCCAGAAGCCCGCCACGAACUCGGCCUUCGGCUCCAGCUCUGCGUUCGGACAGAGCGCCUUUGGACAGAGCGCGUUCGGGCAGAAGAGCGACAGCAAGCCUGCUUUCUCUGGAUUUGGAACACAGGCCAAGCCUGAUGACAAGAAGGAGGAGCCCAAGGACGACAAGAAGGAGGAGAAGAAGGACGACAAGCCUGCAUCUGGCUUCAGCGGUUUCGGUCAGAAGACGGACGGCCAGUCCACCUUUGGAGCGAGCACGUUCGGCCAGAAGACGGACAAGCCCGCGUUCGGCGGCUUCGGUCAGAAGUCCGAGGAGAAGAAGGACGACAAGCCCGCGUUCGCUGGGUUCGGCAAGCCUGCGGAGAAGAAGGACGACGCGAAGCCCGCGUUCCCUGGUUUCGGCAAGCCUGCUUCGCCCGCCAAGUCACCCUCUCCUUCGCCCAGCAAGGAGAAGGACUCGUUCGGACUCGGCGACCUCGGUGCGGCGAUCACGAAGCCCACCGGCAUCGAGUCCCCGCCCAGCUCGCCCGGUUCGCCCGUGGCUUCCGGCGGUGUGCCUGGGCUCGAGGACAGCCCACCGUCCUCGCCCAAGCCGGCUGCUAAGCCUGCUCCGACUCCCGCUCCUGCCCCUACCUCGACCUCGACGUCUUCGUGGAUCAAGCCUGCCACCGCGUUCGGCUCCUCCACCUCUGGGGGCUUUGGUGCCUUCGGUGGCAACAAGAGUGGUUCCGCGUUCGGCUCCGGCUCCGCCUUCGGCUCUGGAGGCGCGUUCUCUGGCGGCGCUUCCGCGUUCGGCAAGCCCUCGCCGCCUGCCUCCGGCCAGACCAGCCCGACGCGCACUGGCGCCCCUGCUUUCGGUCAGUCAUCCGUCCCGGCCGCACCCAAGUUUGGUCAGUCGUCGACCCCCGCCUUCGGUCAGAGCUCCACGCCUACUUUUGGCCAGUCCUCGACGCCCUUCGGUAAGAGCUCGAAUCCCGCGUCCUCGAGCACGCCCACACCCUCCGCGUUCUCGAGCACCGGCGGCUUCUCCGGUUUUGGCUCCGGCACCUCCGCUUUCGGUGCCAAGGCUGGCCAGAAGAGCAUCUUCGACUCGGCCAAGGACGACAAGAAGGAUGACAAAAAGGAGGAGAAGAAGGACGAUGCUAAGGACGUUAAGCCCGAGAAAGCUGCCAUGCCCGCUGGCUACGACGUCCCCGCCUCUCCCAAUAAGGACACGAAGCCCGAGUCUUCCAAGAAGGAGGAGAAGAAGGAUGAGGACAAGAAGGCUGAGACUCCCUCCUCGCCCAAGAAGGACGACAAGAAGGUUGAAAGCCCCGCUUCACCCAAGAAGGACGAGAGGAAGGAUGAUGCCCCCAAGCCGGAGAAGGCCGUCAUGCCGCCUGGCUACGACUCGCCGGCCAAGAAGGACGAAACUCCGGCCAAGUCCGAGAAGGACGAGAAGAAGUCCGCUGAUCUUGCCGAGGCUGCCAAGACGCCGAUCAAGUCCGAGGACAAGGAGGCCACCGAGUCGAAGCCGGCGACGCCCAAGUCGUUCGCCGACGCUGUAAAGUCCCCCUCGCCCGCCAAGGCUACUGCGCUUCCGGACUCACCCGAUGUUGAGUCGCUCAGCGACGACGAUGGUGAUGACAACCACGUGCAUGUGCAUGUCCACUCUGCGACUGUCGUCGGACCCGACGGAGAGGAGGAGUACGACUACUACAACGGAGACGAGGAUGACUAUGACGACGAGGAGUACGAUGAGGAGGAGGACGAGGGCGAGUUCGACGACGAUGACGAGCAGGAGGACGAGGACCACCUGGAGGAGCUCGAGGACGAGGUUGACGAGGACGCUGAAGCCGCGUCUCUCGGAACCAUCCCCGAGGAUGAGGAAGAGGAGGGCAGCGACCAUAGCGACGACAAGCCCGAGAAGUCGCCCAAAUUGCCCAAGUCGCCUACCUGGUUCGCCUCUGACUCGCCGCAGAAGAAGGACCAGCCCCUCCCGUCGCUGCUCUCGCGUCUCGGUCCGCCCGUCAAUCAGAAGGAUGACGAGGAGGAGGACGAAGAGGAUGAACACGAUGACGAGGACGAGGAGCAUGAUGAGGAUGAGGAUGAGGAUGAGGAUGAGGACGAGGACGAGGAGGAGUCGCCUCAAAAGGAUGACACCAAGUCGACACCCUCGUCCAAGCCCUCGCUGCUCUCGCGCAUGUCGCCGCCCGCCAAGGGCGUCGAGUCGCCCAUCCCCACGCGCACCGUUCCGCCGCUCAAGCACGCUCCCAAGACCUCAAGUCCUCUCGCUUUGACCAAGUCUGGUGGUGAUGGUGACGACACGGAAGAGGAGGAGGGACAUGAGCCAGGUGAGACUCCAUCCGAGACCCCCGAGACCGAGACGGACGACGACUCUGGCGCAAGGAAGGACUCGAUCGGUAGUGUCGGUCUGAAUCUUGCCAGCUCCUGGGGCAACAAGCAGGGCAAGAAGGAAAAGGAAAAGGACGACAGCGGCGACAAGCCCAAGUUCUCGUUUGGAGCCAAGCCCGCUGCCGGAGAAUGGACGUGUGACACUUGUAUGCUGAAGAAUCCGGACAGUGCCAAGGAGCAGUGCACUGUCUGCGAGGCCCCCCGCCCCGGCGCGAAGCCAGCAGCUAAACCCGCAGCGCCUCCCGGUCCGCCCGCACCUCCCGCCGGCGGCUUCAGCUUCGGCGGUUUCGGAAAGAAGGACGACUCCUCCAAGUCCGGCUCUCCCACUCCGCCUGCGUCUGGCGGCUUCAGCUUCGGUGCAAAGAAGGACGACACGAAGCCCGCGGCCCCAUCCUUCGGCUUCGGCAAGCCUCCUGCCCCUCCCAGUGGCGGAUUCUCGUUCGGUCAGAAGUCCGAGCCAGCCAAGGAGGACAAGAAGAGUGACAGCAAGGAUGACAAGGGCGCGAAGAAGGACGAUGCCAAGGGCGCCGACUGGACCUGCGGCACUUGCAUGCUCAAGAACCCCGACAGCGCCAAGGAGCAAUGCACUAUCUGCGAGGCCCCUCGACCUGGCGCGAAGCCCGCUGCUGCUGCAAAGCCUCCCGGCCCUCCAGCUCCCCCUGCUGGUGGCUUCAGCUUCGGAGGCUUCGAAGCCCGAGGAGAAGAAAGGCAAGGCUGCUCCCCUGCGCCCCCUCUCUUGCCUCUUGCCGGCCUCUGGUCGGAUGCGCACCUGACACCUCGUACUGCUCCUGCUCCUCCUGCUGCUCUCGACCUCACAUCCCUCGACAUCGUCUCCCUCCUCCUCUCUCCAGUCCGACGUCUCAUGUCAACACCGCUUGUCAUGGCGUGCAUUGCGUGCACGCAGGAAGGACAAGGUAUGGAAAUUUUGGAACGGCAAGAAGGAAAGUGCGACGAGGACAAGGGGGGCAAGGAGGCAACAUCCCCUGCUCCUGCUUCGGGUUCGCCUGCUCCGGCCCCCGCUUUCGGCGGCUUCGGCAAGCCCGCUUCGCCUGCUCCGGGAGCGGCGCCUGCACCUGCUUUCGGCGGAUUCGGCAAGCCGGCCUCCCCUGCCCCUGCCUCGCCAUCUGCGUUCGGUGCUCCGGCUUCUGGUGCUCCGUCUGCGUUCGGCGGUUUCGGCAAACCUGCCUCUCCUGCACCUGCACCGGCACCUGCUCCAACUGCUCCGCCCGCGUUCGGUGGGUUCGGUAAGCCUGCGUCGCCUGCUCCUGGUGCGGCUGCGCCUGCACCUACAGCUCCUCCCACGUUUGGAGGCUUUGGCAAGCCUGCCGCUACCCCCGCGUCGCCUGCACCUGCUCAGUCGCCAUUCGGCCUCGGCAAGCCCAGCCAGCCCACUCCCUCUGCGGGCAGCCCUGCGCCAGGUGCUGCUCCAUCGUUCGGUGGUUUCGGCAAGCCCUCGCCUGCUGCCCCGCCGGCACUGGCGACGCAGACGCCUCCUGCCCAGGCGACCUCUGCCCAGCCGUCCAAGCCAGCCGCAUCCGUGCAGCAGUUCCAGCAGCCUACGCGACCUGCCGCACCUCCCCAUCCGCCUGCGACCAGUGCGUCGGGCAAGACGAUGGCUGCGACGCUCGAGCACAUCAUCAACGACACGACGAACGGCUUGUCGCAGCUGAAGCAGACCCUGUCCGGCAACGCAAAGUAUCACGAGCAGAUGCAGGGCGCACAGUUCCCGAAGCCUUCGGCCGACACUAUUGCUCACCAGAAGAUGCUCCCGUUCUCGGCACUCGAGGACGUGCUCAAGAUCACGAAGGGGCUCGAGGAGGAGCUCGCGCGUGUGCGCGGUGAGGUGCAGAAGAGCGACGUCGUCAUGGCCGAGCUGCAGUCUAAGAUGCUGAAGAGUGAGUUUAAACACCCCUGCGGGCGAGCCCGUGAGCUCAUGGGAUCACCGCUGGGAUCUCCCGGUUUCGGGUUCAUGGGCCCAUUACAUGAGUGUUCGGAAGCUGACGAAACAGCCGACAUGAAGGCGGGUCAGGCAGACAAAUUCCUCAAGGCGCGCAAGGACCCGUCAUUCGCGCGUGCGAUGCAGGUCAAGGAGCUCAGCCCGCAACAGCACGCUGACCAGGUGCGCCUGCGCAAGAUUGUGUCGAUGACCGAGUCGCGCCUGAGCGAGCUCGACACGGGCAUCGGGGGGUUGAAGCGGCGCGCGUCCGAGCGCCCGCGAGGCCAGCCAGCGCUCGAGCGUAUCCAGCGCUCAGUGCGCAACAUCGACACGGCGAUCCGCGACCGGCACGCAGCCGUCGACGAACUCGCGCGCCGCGUCAGUGGUCUCCGCCUCCGUUCCGUCUCGCGCGAGGGCACGCCCGGUCCCAGCAUCGGCUCCCCUGCACGCCACACGCCCCGCAAGUCGAGCGUCACCCUGCAGCAGGCGCUGAAGCCUGUUGAAACGCCUGCGAAACCAGCGCUCAGACCGCAGGAGGACGUGCGCGACGCCGUCGCGAAAGCCCUCGACCGCCCGCGACCCCGGAUUACGCGCAAGGACGCUCCCGUCACCAAGAUCAAGGGCGCGAAGGGUGGUAUCGUCGCGCACGCGUCGGUCGCUCGCGGACCUGUCAGUGUCGACAGCAUCCCCCGCCCCGGCACUGCCGUCAUCGCUGGCCCCAGCCGGACGCCGAGCCGUCUGAACCGCUCUGCCCGUGCGGCGACGCCCUCGACGCAAGCGCCGACGCCUGCUCCGGCCCGCACGGAAGCCCCUCCUCCUUUGGCUGCGCCCGUGCCAAUCCCCGCUGCCCAGGUGCCAGCGACGCCUAAGCCGGGACCUGCAUUCGGAGCCAUUGGCUCAGCCUUCGGUGCGACUCCCCCUGCUGCGGCCCCAACUCCGCCAGGAGCAGCAGCAACGCCGCCGAGCACGACGCCAGGAUCCUCGCCCUUCGCGGGCUUUGCGGGCAUCAAGCUGCAGCUCGACCCCGGAGACGUUAGCAGCGGCACUCCGAGCCGGCGCGGCGGCACGUCUCAGCGCGCACACCAGGGUGCGGCCAAGUUCACGGGCUCGACGACGGUAUCGGCGCCGACCUCAGGCGGACUAUUCGGAAACGUCGCAGCGCCCAAACCGGCAACGGACGAGAAGAAACCAGCAGGCUAUUUCAGGUGA
This is a messenger RNA of Trichosporon asahii var. asahii CBS 2479, 7440 nucleotides long. RefSeq lists its product as uncharacterized. The transcript has 8 exons. Lineage: Eukaryota; Fungi; Basidiomycota; Tremellomycetes; Trichosporonales; Trichosporonaceae. The record is from RefSeq and is a predicted model, not a curated record. Gene Ontology annotation, molecular function: protein binding. Bases 1 to 7440 code for a protein of 2479 amino acids.